Nicotiana tabacum (common tobacco) is the source of this 1323-nucleotide messenger RNA. The record is from RefSeq and is a predicted model, not a curated record. NCBI's taxonomy places the organism in Eukaryota, Viridiplantae, Streptophyta, Magnoliopsida, Solanales, Solanaceae.
AUGGAAAACCAUCACUCAUCAUCUCCUCCUACAAACAAUGCUAAUAUUUCUAAAGGAAAUUUAACUGAUCAAAUGCCUAUAAAUGAGCUUCAAGUUAUUGCAGUUCUUAGCAACAAUAACAAAAAUGGUGAAAUUACUUCUGCUGAAGAAAUUGAUGCUUAUAUCAAUAAUUUCCCUCCUGGUUAUCGUUUUAACCCUACUGAUUCUGAGCUCGUUACGUAUUAUUUGAAGAGGAAGUUGGAUAACUUGCCUUUGUAUCCAAACAGGAUAUAUGAAAUCAACAUUUAUAAGUACAACCCUGAGUUGAUUGCUGGUAUUACUGAAGAAAAAGAAUGGUAUGUCUUAACACCAAGAGAUCGUAAGUACAGAAAUGGAAAUCGACCAAAUAGAGCUGCUGGUGAUGGAUAUUGGAAAGCUACUGGAGCUGAUAAACAAAUCAAGGAUAAUAAAAAUGUGAUAAUUGGAUUAAAAAAGUCUUUAGUUUAUUACAUUGGAAAGCCUCCAAAAGGAGAAAAGACUAAUUGGAUUAUGCACGAGUAUAGAGUCCCUGACAUUCCAAAUUUGGCUGAAAGAGAUAUUAAUGACUGGAAGUUGGAUGAAUGGGUAUUGUGCAGGAUCUACAAGAAAUCAGAUAGGGAUAACACCAUGUUCACUCAAAGAAAGAGAAUUAGGGAUGCAUAUGAAACUAAGACAGGAAGAGGAAAUAGUAAUGAUUCUGUUCAAGAAUUUAAUGAUGAUGGGCAAAUUGGUGAGUCCUCUGAUGGAAAUUUAAGCAAUGAAUUUGCUAAUAUUACUUUCGAAGCUACAAGUCAAGACUCUACCAGACACGACUCCAUAAACUGUAUCCAGGACACGUUACAUUCCAACAAUCACGUACCGACAUUUCACCCACAAGUUCCCACUAGAUUUGGUAACUUCACUCAAAGUUGUGUGCCUGAAUUUUGUGACAUGCCAUGGUCAACAACUAAUGCCUAUGACUACCAAAGUAUUGUGACAAAUGAUAAAUUUCACUACCCUCCUUCACCUAUGAAGAUUGAACCAAUAUCUUCUAUGAUGGCUAAUAACAAUUUCAUGGGACAAGAUGAUAACAUGAAAAGCAAAGGAUUUGGUGAUAUUCCUUGCUUUAGUUCAUGUAUUGGUGGCUAUAUAGGGCAAGAUUAUGAGUAUAUGGGACUUGAAAAAAUGGGCAGUGGUGAGUUCAUUGAUCAGUAUCUUGUGAAUUGUGAGAUGGUAAACUCUACUAUGUAUUUACCAGAAUAUAACAUGAAGAAUUUGGUGAAUGGUGAGAGUAGUAGUCAAUCAAAUACUAUUUCUGGAAAGUAG